CCCGUCGCGUUGUUUUUAAGAUUAUUGGCAAAUUAAAAGUAGUUAAACUUUUAAAAAGCAUUUUAGCAUUUUUUUGAACCUAAGAAGAAACACUCGCUCCUUGCUGUGUUUAAAGGUCAGCAGCGGCGCGCAAAAGCUAAAGAAAAGAAAAGAAAGAAAGAAAAAAACGCACCUUAUUUCUUAUUAAUCUUCGCGCUCUUGUCCAAGGUGCUGAAAACACACCGAGAUCAGAAAUGAGCUGUGAAGUAACCACUUAGACAGGAGGCUCAGGAUGAGAAGAUGGCAGCCAUACUGUUUCCACCGGGUCCUGACAGUCUACACCGGUUCACUCGUGAGUCCCUGGCUGGAAUCGAGCAGCGGAUCGCCGAGGAGGAGGCCCGCAAUGCCAAGAAGUACCAGGAGGACCUGGGCGACGUGGAGCUGCUCAAGUCCCGCGCCGACCUGGAGGCCGGAAAGCAGCUCCCGCGCAUCUUUGGAGACAUUCCUCCUGGACUGGUGGGCGUGCCUCUGGAGGACAUCGAUCCGUUUUACUUCCAGAACAAGAGGACUUUUAUAGUACUGAACAAAGGGAAGGCCAUCUUCCGGUUUAGUGCCACGUCUGCACUCUAUAUUUUUAGCCCUUUUCAUCUCGUUAGAAGAGCAUCAAUAAGGAUUUUAGUACACUCAUAUCCUUUCUGCUGCCGCUGA
This is a messenger RNA of Sinocyclocheilus grahami, 687 nucleotides long. RefSeq names its product sodium channel protein type 2 subunit alpha-like. The record is from RefSeq and is a predicted model, not a curated record. NCBI's taxonomy places the organism in Eukaryota, Metazoa, Chordata, Actinopteri, Cypriniformes, Cyprinidae. The coding region runs from base 280 to 687 and encodes 135 amino acids. The transcript is spliced from 3 exons.